AUGGCGCUCGAAGUAGAAUCUGCUGACAUCAUUCGCCUCAUCAUGCAAUAUCUGAAGGAGAAUAAUUUGCAUCGUACAUUGGCAACACUGCAAGAGGAGUCGACCGUUUCUCUUCACACCGUGGAGAGCAUCGAGAGCUUCCUCGCUGACAUUAACAACGGUCGCUGGGACGUCGCGCUGCCUGCUAUUCAGUAUCUAAAACUCCCUGACAAAACUCUCAUUGACCUGUACGAACAGGUGGUGUUGGAGCUGAUUGAGCUGAGAGAGUUAGGUGCAGCGAGAUGUUUACUGAGACAGACUGACCCCAUGAUAAUGCUGAGACACACGCAGCCGGAGCGGUACACGCACCUGGAGACGCUGCUCACCUGUCCGCACUUCAACCCUCAAGAGGUGUAUCCGGAGGGCAACAGUAAACAGAAGAGGAGGUUUGCUAUUGCUCAGGCGCUGGCAGGAGAAGUCUGUUUGGUCCCGCCCUCUCGUCUCAUGGCUUUACUUGGUCAGUCUCUGAAAUGGCAGCAGCACCAGGGCCUGUUGCCUGCUGGGAUGUCUCUGGACCUGUUCCGGGGGAAAGGAGCCGUGAAGGACCAGGAUGAAGAGCUCUUCCCAACCCAGCUCAGCCAUCUCAUAAAGUUUGGAGAGAAGUCUCAUGUGGAAUGUGCCAAGUUCUCUCCUGAUGGUCAGAGUCUCAUCACUGGCUCUGUCGAUGGCUUCAUCGAGGUUUGGAACUUCACUACUGGAAAGAUCCGGAAGGAUCUGAAGUACCAGGCGGACGAUCACUUUAUGAUGAUGGAUGAGGCUGUUCUGUGUUUGGGCCUGAGUCAUGACUCUGACCUGCUGGCGUCUGGAGCUCAGGACGGGAAAAUACAGGUGUGGAGAAUGAGGAGCGGACAGUGUUUGAGGAGGUUUGACCGUGCUCACAGUAAAGGCGUCACGUGUCUGUGCUUCUGUAAGGACAACAGUCAGAUCCUCAGUGCCUCCUUCGACCACAUCAUCAGAGUACAUGAUCUGAAAUCAGGAAAGGUACUUAAAGAGUUCAGAGGUCACACGUCCCAUGUGAACGACGCCAUCUUCAUGCAUAAUGACGAUUACAUCAUCAGCGGCUCUGCAGACGGCACCGUCAAGAUUUGGGAUGUGAGGAACACAGAAUGCAUGAGAACGGUCAAACCACCAGGAGGCGCAAAUGCAACCAUUACCGUCAACAACCUUGUCCCUCAUCCCAAAAACCCUGAGCACUUUGUGGUGUGUAACCGAUCGAACACUGUCGUCAUCAUGAACACACACGGUCAUGUGCUGAGGAGUUUUUGCUCAGGGAAGAGAGAGAGGGGGGACUUUGUGUGCUGUACACUGUCUCCUCGUGGUGAGUGGGUCUACUGUGUGGGAGAGGACUAUGUUCUGUACUGCUUCAGCACCAUCACCGGCAAACUGGAGAGGAACCUCUCGGUCCAUGAGAAGGAUGUGAUUGGCAUCUGUCAUCACCCUCAUCAGAACCUCAUCGCCACCUACAGUGAGGAUGGUCUGCUCAAACUCUGGACGCCGUGA
Messenger RNA from Chanos chanos (milkfish), 1539 nucleotides. RefSeq names its product SMU1 DNA replication regulator and spliceosomal factor b (gene smu1b). NCBI's taxonomy places the organism in Eukaryota, Metazoa, Chordata, Actinopteri, Gonorynchiformes, Chanidae. Gene Ontology annotation, molecular function: protein binding. Gene Ontology annotation, biological process: mRNA splicing, via spliceosome. The record is from RefSeq and is a predicted model, not a curated record. The transcript is spliced from 12 exons. Bases 1 to 1539 code for a protein of 512 amino acids.